AUGUCUAUUUCAAAGAUUGCUGGUCUCCUGCUGAGCUCGGCCGCCAUGGUCGCUGGUCACGGUUACGUGUCGGGUGCUGUUGUUGAUGGCACUUACCACGGCGGCUUCAUCGUGAACACCUACAACUACAUGUCGGAGGUGCCCGCCAACAUUGGAUGGUCUGAGAAGGCUACCGAUCUCGGCUUCAUCGACGGCAGCAGCUACGCUAGCUCCGACAUCAUUUGCCACAAGGAGGCCACUCCUGGUGCCCUCUCCGCCGAGGUCAAGGCCGGCGGCAAGGUCGAGCUGCAGUGGACCGAGUGGCCCGAGAGCCACCACGGCCCGGUCAUCACCUACAUGGCCAACUGCAAUGGCGACUGCUCCACGGUCGACAAGACCACCCUCAAGUUCUUCAAGAUCGCCGAGGCCGGUCUGAUCGACGACAGCAACGUCCCCGGAAAAUGGGCAACCGACGAGCUCAUUUCCAACAACAACAGCGCCACUGUCACUAUCCCCAGCACUAUCGCCGCUGGCAACUACGUUCUCCGUCACGAGAUCAUUGCCCUCCACUCUGCCGGCGAGCUCAACGGUGCCCAGAACUACCCCCAGUGUCUCAACCUGAAGGUCACCGGUGGCGGCAGCGACGCUCCCGAUGGCGUCCUCGGCACAGCGCUCUACAAGGCCACCGACCCCGGUAUUGAGAUCAGCAUCUACACCUCGCUGGCCUCCUACGAGAUCCCCGGUCCUGCUCUGUACACUGGUGCCACAUCUGGCUCUUCCUCGACCACCGCCGCUGCCACCACUGCUGCUGCCACUACCGCCGCUGCCACUACUGCUACUACUGCUGCCUCAACCGUGAGUGCCUCUCCUAUCCAGAGCUCCUCGCGCCACCUCACCCGCACUCGCACUGCCCGUCCCAGCUACAGCCCCACUGGCACCCCUACUCCUUCAUCUGCUCCCACAUCUGCUGUCUCAACCUCCACCGCUACUGAGGAGUACACCGAGGCCGCUUCCACCAUCACUGAGACUGCCACUGCCACUGCUUCUGCUUCUUCUGCUCCUCAGGUUACUGACGAGCCUGAUACACAGACUGCCAGCUCCCCCGCCGACGUCACCAUCACCUCCACCGCCAGCGGCCAGUCUGCCCAGAGCUCCACCCCCGCCUCCGGUAAUGAUGACACCGAGUCCACUGUCACUGCCACUGCCACUGCUACCGCUGCACCCACCGCUGCUGCUAGCUCCAGCUCCAGCUCUGGAUCUUCUUCCUCCAGCUCCAGCGACUACUCCACCUACCUCAGCUCCCUGAGCGCCGAGAAGCUCCUCGAGACUAUCCGCUCCACCCUGAAGUGGCUUGUCUCUGACAAGAAGGUGCACGCCCGCGCCUUGGCUUACUGA
Messenger RNA from Penicillium expansum, 1374 nucleotides. RefSeq names its product AA9 family lytic polysaccharide monooxygenase. The transcript has a single exon. NCBI's taxonomy places the organism in Eukaryota, Fungi, Ascomycota, Eurotiomycetes, Eurotiales, Aspergillaceae. The coding region runs from base 1 to 1374 and encodes 457 amino acids. The record is from RefSeq and is a predicted model, not a curated record.